CCAUCUUCGACAAGUUUUUGAAGUCCUUAGAGAGCAGAAACUUUAUGCUAAUCUCAAGAAGUGUUCAUUCCUCACUACAAGUGUGACAUUUUUUGGAUACAUCAUCACUGCUCAAAGUAUCAGGUGGACCCCAGUAAGAUGGAUGCUAUUGUCAAUUGGCCUACAGCAACAUCCAUGCAUGAUGUUCGAAGUUUCCAUGGCUUGGCAUCUUUUUACUGGAGAUUCAUCAAGAAUUUCAAUUCUAUUGCCACCCCAAUCACUAACAGCAUUAAAGGUGACCAAUUUUCAUGGAGCGACAAAGCCCAAAAGAGUUUUGAAGAAUUGAAGAGGAAGCUCACUGAAGCCCCUGUACUUGCACUUCCCAACUUUGACUUGAUGUUUAGAGUAGAUUGUGAUGCUUCUAAUAUGAAAGUCACUAGAUUUGAAGUGAUCAAGGAGUUGUAUGAGGAUGAUCCUGAUUUUAGCAGCAUUUGGGAAGCCACUUCUAAUCAAGCCUUUCAGCAAUAUCAUCGCCAGCAAGAUUACCUCUUCAAGGAUCUUUCUCCAUUGCCCACAUCCCGAAAAUUUAGUGUAGAUGUUGAACAACGAGCCAAGAAGAUUAAGAAAAUUCAUGAAGAAGUUUGUGAGAAGCUGCAACAUCAAAUCAUUAGGUAUAAGGCUCAUCAUGACAAGCACCAAAAGAAGGUCGUGUACAAAGAAGGAGAUUGGGUUUGGAUACACCUUCAAAAGGAAAGGUUUCAUGAUCGACCUAAUGCCAAACUCUCCCCUAGAGCAGAUGGUCCUUUUCAGAUAGUGGAGAAAAUCAAUGAUAAUGCCUACAAUAUCAAACUUCCAGGUGACUAUGGAGUCUCUGCUACUUUCAAUGUUGUUGACCUAUCUCCUUACUAUGAGGAUCAUGAGCAUUGAACUCAAACUCAAGGAUGAAGUUUCUCCAACUAAGGGAGAAUGCACCAAGGGAAAGCACCAGGAAAGUGCACCAGGAUUGCAAGUCAGCGAUUUUCAAACUAUACUAUAGCAACAUUGCAGACUAUAAAUAAGCCGGUGCAAUUUUG
Messenger RNA from Rubroshorea leprosula, 1052 nucleotides. The record is from the annotation of a GenBank genome assembly. Lineage: Eukaryota; Viridiplantae; Streptophyta; Magnoliopsida; Malvales; Dipterocarpaceae.